Budorcas taxicolor (takin) is the source of this 2202-nucleotide messenger RNA. RefSeq names its product liprin-alpha-1-like. Lineage: Eukaryota; Metazoa; Chordata; Mammalia; Artiodactyla; Bovidae. The coding region runs from base 1 to 2202 and encodes 733 amino acids. The record is from RefSeq and is a predicted model, not a curated record. The transcript is spliced from 14 exons. Gene Ontology annotation, biological process: synapse organization. Gene Ontology annotation, cellular component: presynaptic active zone.
AUGGGUCGCAGGAGGGCCCGCCUGUGGGCGCUUUUCCAGUGCUGCAUCCCCAAGGCAAAGGCCAAGACAAGGAAGAACUUGGCCUCGGCCCAAGUCCUGGAAGCAGAGCGGCCUGAGGUGAGAGCAGCCGGGGGCUGGGCCCGUCGGAUUGGCCUUCACGCGGCGAAGCAUCGACCCCAGCAGGUUGACCUUGUAAGUGGUUGUGCAGGGGCUGCGUGGAGGACGGGCGGGGGCCCCACAAGAAGGGAAACACUGUCUGGAGGAGUCACUGGGGCACGUGGAUUGAGCUAUAGAGAGUUGGCAACAUCUACGGAAGAACUCAAUAUAUGCCGGGAACAGCUUCUUGCAAGAGAAGAAGAAAUAGCUCUGCUGAAAGCAGAGAGGAAUAACAUCAUGCUGCUGCUGGAGCACCUGGAGUUCCUGGUUUCCCGGUAUACACCGUCCCUCCAGACGACGGCGGGCAAGUGCCAGGCGCAGUCCACAGCCGGCAUGACCAGCGAGCUGGAGGUGAUCAAGUCACUGAAAUCACUCUUUGAGCACCACAAGGCCCUGGACAAGAAGAGAACCCGCGACGAAGACCUGGCUCCGGUGAUCGAGCUCAAGGAAAUCAUCAAGAAGAAGUCACGGGAGCAGAGAGAAAUGAAGGACCGCCUGGCAGCCCUCUCUGCCCACGUAACAGAGCUGGAGAAGGACCUGGACACGGCCAGGAAGGACCUCCUCAAGUCCAAGGAAGUACACGUGAAACUACAGCAGGACGUCCGUGAAGCGAUGGCCCAAAAGGAGGACAUGGAGAAGAGAAUCACUACACUUGAGAAAUGCUACCUCGCUGCACAGCGCAAAGCCAUCUCUGUGCACAACCUCGAUGAUAAACUUGAAAAUGAAAUCGCAAAUAAGGAUUCUAUGCAUCGACAGAAGGAGGAUAAAGACCGACAGCUGCAGCUGUGCCUGGAGCUGGCAGAGCAGAAGCUGCAGCAGAUGCUGACAGAAGUGGUGGCUGAGCUGGCUCAGCGGGGAGCUGCACUCUCCAAGGCGGGAGAGAGACACAGCAGCAUGGAGGAGAGGGGCGUGUGGGCCGGAGACGCGGCUGGGCGGGCCGGCGCUGCCUUUCUCCGCCGCUCCUGUCUCUGCCGUCCAGUUGUGCUGCACAAGGCGAGUGACUGCCGUGGCCGACAGCACAAAGCUGCCAGGUUGAGUCGAGUGACUCGGAAACUUGGCCCGUUUGACUUGUUUUACCCCGUGCAGCCCCUGAAAGAUCAGGACCGGGAGCGCGGGCAGCAAGCUAGCGUGCUGGCCAACGUGGGCCAGGUGUUCAAGAGUGACAAGGGCGUGUCAGACGGCAUGGGCGACCGGGUCACCCUCUUCAGCACGCCCGCUCUGCUGUCGCCCAGCGGCCAGGCCGAUGCCAAGACUCCGGCCGGGAGGAUUCAGAAGCAGCUGGACAGGAUCAACGAAGAAAGCUGGUUGAUCCAAAAAGACAAGGAGAACACGGAUCAGCGGGCGGAGGGGAUUGAGAGCAGGGUGGGCAGUGGGAGCUUCAGCAACCUUCGGCGCUUUCAAUCCUCGGACUCCCUCAACCUGGAUUUCGCCUCCUCGCAUGCCGGCUCCUUCCCGCCCAGCAGAGGGCGCUCCAUGCCCGAAAGGAGGCAGCCCAGCCCUGAGCAAGAAGAAGACAAGCUGGGCUUCAUGACUCUGCCUAGUGAUUUAAGGAAGCAUUGUCGAAAGCUGCCAGCCAUACAGGAAGAGGUAGAAGAUGACACCAUCAAAUGUGAAACCUCGACCUCCGCCUCGCUGCGGUCCUUUCGGCUGGACCGGCUCACGGGCUCACUGCGCACAGCCAGCAAUGAGGACAUCAGGGACGCCCGCAACGCGACAGGCUCUCAGGACAGUCUCGGGAGCAACCCCAGCAACAGCAACAGCAGCCAGGACUCGCUGCAGAAAGCCCCAAAGAAGAAGGGCAUCAAGUCCUCCAUCGGUCGUUGGUUUGGCAAGAAGGAAAAGGGCCGGCCUGGACACACCAGCAAGGAGGCGUUAGGACCAGGUGGGUGCUUCACCGUUCAGAGGGAGGAGGGUCUGCAUGUAUGUCCCUUCUGUGUCUCCCCCACUGUCCCCACGAGGCUGCUGUCACUCACGCUGGGUGUCCUCCUGGGAGGAGCGGAGGAGGCGUCUGUCUUCUCUAGGGUCCGAGAUGAUCAGAUCAGUUGA